This is a messenger RNA of Camellia sinensis, 2282 nucleotides long. Its product is annotated as transcription initiation factor TFIID subunit 15b. The record is from RefSeq and is a predicted model, not a curated record. Gene Ontology annotation, molecular function: RNA binding. NCBI's taxonomy places the organism in Eukaryota, Viridiplantae, Streptophyta, Magnoliopsida, Ericales, Theaceae.
AUAUCUGUAGUCGACCUCUAUUGAUAUUAAUACUAGCUCAGAUUUCGCUGUGUGAAAGAGGAACGGUAAAAGGAAACCCUAGGAAACCCUAGAACAUGUCUGGUAUGUACGGUCACGAAGGCGAUGGAUCUGCGAAUCCUCCCGGCAGCGGAGGCUAUGGAGGCAGCGGCGCCGGAAAUUAUAGUGGUGGAGGCGGAGGGUACGGUGGAGGAUAUGGCGGUGCCGGCGGAGGAGGUUAUGGAGGUAGCGGUGGUGGAGGAUAUGAUUCAGGUUAUGGUGGUGGCGGCCGAGGCGGCCGAGGCGGUGGUGGUGGUGGUGGAUACGGUGGUAAUUCACAGAGUCGAGGUGGUGGUGGCGGCGGUGGUGGUGGAUAUCAAGGAGGAGAUCGUGGCAGUCGAGGUGGAGGCGGUGGCGGUGGCAAUAGAGGGGGCGGCCGUGGUGGUGGUAGCGGUAGGGAUGGUGAUUGGCGCUGCCCAAAUCCCAGCUGUGGGAAUCUGAACUUUGCUAGAAGAGUCGAGUGUAACAAAUGUGGUGCGCCCUCUCCUGCCGGUGCUGGAGAUCAUGGAGGCAGUGGUGGUGGAAGUUACAGGGGAGGAAGUGGCGGGGGAAGAGGUGGUAGAAACAAUAAUUAUGACGGUGGAAGUGGUAGAGGCAGUAAUUAUGAUGGUGGAAGUGGUGGAGGUAGUAGAGGUGGUUCUUAUGGCAGUAAUCAAGGAAGAGAUGAUAGUGGUUAUGGUCAGGUUUCCCCACUUGCACCCCCCUCUUAUGGUGGGCCGGAUGGCAAUUACCCACCUCCAAAUAAUUAUGGUGGGAACCCUAGUUAUGGAACGGAUGCAGUUCCUCCGCCUACAAGCUAUACUGGAGGACCUAGUUCAUAUCCCCCAUCGUAUGGCGCUCCUGGUGGUUAUGGUGGUAAUGCUAUAGGCGAUACCCGUAGUAGUGGGCGCGGUGGCCGAUCGGGUGGAUAUGAUGGUGGGUAUGGUGGUGGUCCAAGAAAUGCUGGAGGUGGUUAUGGUGGUGCUCCUGCUGAGGCUCCAGUGAAGGUGAAGCAAUGUGAUGGGAACUGUGGAGAUUCUUGUGACAACUCGAGAAUUUACAUCUCAAAUUUGCCCCCAGAUGUGACUACUGAGGAAUUACAUGAACUUUUUGGAGGCAUUGGACAGGUUGGAAAAAUCAAGCAAAAGCGUGGCUUUAAGGACCAAUGGCCUUGGAAUAUUAAAAUCUACACAGAUGAGCAGGGAAACAACAAAGGAGAUGCGGCUUUAUCUUAUGAAGAUCCAUCUGCAGCACAUUGUGCUGGCAGUUUCUAUAAUGGUCAUGACAUUAGGGGUUAUAAAAUAAGUGUUGCAAUGGCUGAGAGGUCUGCUCCAAGGGCCCCUCCUGCAUAUGGCGCUGGGGGCGGAGGUAGAGGUGGAUAUGGAGGCGGUGGAGACAGACGCAGAGACAAUUACAGAGACAGUGGAGGUUCUGGUCCAGAUAGAAAUUAUCAUGGUGGAAACCGUUCUCGCCCAUACUGAAGUUCAAAGGAGCAUAUUUAUGUACUAAAAAUUGUGCUUGAAGUGAUUUAAUUAUAUUCUGUUCGCGGGAUUGUUCUCAUACUGGAGACAAAGAGGUAGGUUGUUCACUUACUUUGAGCAAUGCCCCUUUUCUCCUUUCUUAAUCUUAUGCUAGAUGGUGGGGUUUUUAUAUUCAGUUUGGGAUUGAUUUAAACUGUGUGAAUGUUUUUAUAGAGGCAAGUGGAUAUUCUCCAAAUUGCUGCUAAGGUAGGUUGAAAUUUUCAGGUGAGUAUUGCCCCAUCUAAAUUGCAUAUCUAUGCUAGUUGUUGGACUCGGAGUGGCGCAUUUGUGGAUUUGCUUGCAUGUCAGCGACAUGCUUGCAUCUUCAUCUGAUGUUGGUGUCAAAGAGUAAAUGUAGAUGUGCUGUUUAUCACUCACUUCUAACACCAUCAGUAGAUAAUGUAGUAUAACUUAUGAACUUUUUGGAGUGGUAGUUUGCAACUUAUAGUAAUAAUUCUUGUUGCAAGUCCUAUUUCAAUUCUAGGUCUAAGAUAUUGUGCCUGAUGUGGCUCAUGCUUUUUGUUCUCCUCUUUCCUUCACUACUUGGAAAAAGUUAGAAUCUUGUGACUGAUUACUUGAAGACCUGGAAGGUGUGAGUUGUUGGAGGAACUAUAUUGGGGCAAAGUCAUUGUAAAAGCUAUCAUGCUAAAUGAAGUUUUGUACUUCUCUAUUGUGUGUGUUUUGUUCAAUAAAGUUUGGGAAGCUAAAGAAGAGGGAUAUUUCUCA